Molecule: messenger RNA, 1519 nt
Organism: Orbicella faveolata
Lineage: Eukaryota; Metazoa; Cnidaria; Anthozoa; Scleractinia; Merulinidae
Source: RefSeq, a predicted model, not a curated record
AAUAUGGCUGACUGAUUUGCUUGCAAGCUAAAUAUUUUUCUGUGCAAAACUUUUGAGCAUUUGACUUUCUUGAUUUGUGGAUUCCAUCUAAAGAUAUGGGGCAAAAUGUUAACGAAGGUCCUCCGGAUUCACGGCUUACUAGAAUUGAAGCAACAAGAAAGAUUGAGCGGUUCUGGUGUUCGUAUCGUGACAAACAGAUGUUCAAGUUGCUUAAAUAUGCCAUAUGUGCAGCGGAACAUUCUCUCACUUAUGAAGUGUUAAGAAAAGUGUCGCCACUUGAAGCAGAUCUUCUGCGGGAUCCUGUGAUCCAGGCCAGAGUGAGGUUUAGAUUUGGAGGAGCAGAAUUUCCACCCAUUAUUAUGUUUAAGAUUUUCAUUCACAGUGGAGGGCAAGGUGUCAAGUAUUACUGUGGUAAAAGGGUCAUUAAACCAGCAUCUGAGGCAGCAAGUGAUUCCCUGAGACUCAUGGGAAAUCGAAAGUUCUAUGAUCAGUUAAUAGCCGACAUGUGUCAGCAUGAGAAAGACAGAAUAACAGAUGAAAUUGAUGUGACGACAAUGAAAGACUAUAUGCAGUAUUUAAGCCAUGUGGAUGAAUGUCCAGCGGAAACUGGAGGAAAAUCCAACACAUGGAGAAGACUUACUCUUGAUGCUAUUCCAAGGCAGAAUAUAGUGCACGAUAUCUUUAGUUUUGUGGCAUGUGGUGUCACAACCCCUAGACUGGUAGAAGAAUGUCCAGAUCUGUUGUCACUAAGACCAGCUACUCAGGAAAUUCAAGUGGCCAGUAUUAGAGCUAUUCCUAUGUACAGGAAAAAGCCACAAAUAGACUACAAUAACCCAUCUCCCAUCAGGAGGUCGCGUCAAGCUAAAGCAAGAGUUGCAAAAAUGAGAAAAAUGUUUGGAUUGGAUUCUCCAAAACAGACUGAGAGCCUGCAAAGAAUAACGCCAGAGGUUGAAGUGCCUGUAGAGGAUAUAUUUGAGGAUGACGACUGGGAAGAUCAAGCUGAUAAAUUGUAUGAAUGGACACAGAAUUUAUCCCUUGACGAGCUGGGAGAUACUUCGCCAUGAAAACCCUCACUAACAAAUUGAAAACUUGCAACAAAAUAGUCUGAGAUCAUUAAGAGUCAUGCAAGUAGAGGUAAUUGUUAGAGGAAUGGCUUCCAGCCCUUUGUUUGGAAUUCUAUAAAACAAGGACUAUGAGAAAAGGUCACAUGCUCAAGUCAAGAAUGGUUGCUGCGGUGCGAUAAUGUGUAACAUGGUGAAGUUUGCUACAACAACUGUAUAUGCAAAUCAGAGACAGGAAUUAUUUUCAAGUCAGAAAGAUCUGGUCUGCAUUUGAAAAUCGCUUUAUAAGUUGCCAUCAGUAAAUAAAUUCAAAUGUUGAGCAGUUUUUGAAGAAAUGAAAACAGUGUUAAAUAAAUAGGGAUUUUGUUUGCUAGAUAAUUCUGCAACAGUAUUAAUAUUAUUAUUAUUACCAAUUAUCAAUAAAAAAACAAGAAACAUUAAAGAAACUGUUACAUUUC